Molecule: messenger RNA, 1725 nt
Organism: Paramacrobiotus metropolitanus
Lineage: Eukaryota; Metazoa; Tardigrada; Eutardigrada; Parachela; Macrobiotidae
Product: caspase-3-like
Exons: 2
Coding region: 545-1492 (315 amino acids)
Biological process (GO): apoptotic process; proteolysis
Cellular component (GO): cytoplasm
Source: RefSeq, a predicted model, not a curated record
AUUGGCGGAUUAGAAAGUUUAGUAAAGGAGAUUACAAUAAUUAUUAUGGUAAGACAGGAAAGAGCGCUGUGUUGAAAACCAGGAAUUGCAAUGUGCUGCACGUGCGGCACAUUCUAACCUUUGUGAGGUGCGCAAAAUGCAAAGUAUCCACUAUCCAGUGUUACAAGUAUAAGUAGUAUUUGUGUGCGAUGAGCUAAUAAUUCGCCGGUGCUGCAUAACUUAUAUGAUAAUCCCAGGCUGUUACUCACGGACAAACGUGAUAAGAAACGAACAUGCUAACCUGCGACAGAAGUCAACGACUUUCCCAAUAAUGUUGACACUUUAAUCAGGACCGCGCACGAUUCAUGCGAUAACGCUUAUCUGCAUCAGUGUGAUUACUGUUAAAGUCUGAACAGUGAAAACUACUCAGUAGGCCAACUGUACAACGGUACACGGCAGCCUAAAACACAGACACUGUACCAACGCUCUAAUUUGAAGUUCCGGACCCUCAGUCUCUUAACUACUUCCUGGUUUUCGUUGAAACCGUGUAUACACGGACAGUACCAUGUCCAGCGAAUCGGCCGACGCCAUUGGUACCGGACUAUCGUCCACCUUCUCCUCCAUGGCCCGUCUCUCCGGGGAGAUCCGCUCCCGCACCUCUUCCAGCAGCAGCAUCCUCCCACCCCCUUCCUCCCCUAAACCGCCUCCGCGGCCCCUCCCGCGGGACUCUCUCCUCCUUAACAACGCUCCCGACGCCGCCCGUCGCUACUUCAUGGAUCACGAUAACCGCGGGAUCGCCGUCAUCAUCAACAAUCAGUCAUUUGAUAAAUCGUUGAACUUAUCGAAACGGGUGGGGUCCAGUGUGGAUGCGGUGGCGCUGGAGGAUGCCUUCCGGACGCUGCGUUUUAUCAGCACCAAUAUACAUUGUUACACGGACGUGUCGUGUCGGAAUAUGUUGAAGCUGAUGCAGCAUUACGCGACGACGGAUUUCACCGAUAUGGAUUGUUUUGUUUGUGCGAUAUUGAGCCAUGGGAAGGAUGGAGGGAUUGUGUAUGGGUAUGAUGGGAAGAUCUCCAUUGAUUCUCUGAUGGAGCCGUUUAAGAAGAAAAUGCACGCUAGUCUGGUGGGAAAGCCUAAAGUCUUCCUUGUUCAAGCAUGUCGCGGUGAGACGUUCGAUGACGGCCGCGACUUGACCCAAUCGGACGACGGCGAACAUGUGCAGCGUAUCCCGCUGGAAGCCGACUUUCUCUACGCAUACUCCACGGUCCCGGGGUACUACGCGUGGCGCAACGCCAUGAACGGCUCCUGGUUCAUCCAGGCCAUUGUGAAGAAUAUCCAAACGCACAAGCGCAACGCGGAGAUGGACCUGCUGAAGCUGCUGACCCGAGUCAACUACGACGUGGCCUACCAGUACCAGUCCAAUGCGCCCGAUGAUCCGCGGAUGCACGCCAAGAAACAGAUGCCCAGUGUGGUGUCCAUGCUCACCAAAGAUUUGUGUUUCUUUCGCUCAUGAUUUCGACAUUUCGACAUCAAAGAAAGAUAAAAAUUCUGUGAUAAAUAUUCAGUUUUUUUUUGCUUUACUAAUUUAAUUUUUUCUCAUACUGCGCUUAUUGUAGCCAUGAAAGGGUUAACACCAAUCAUGUUUCGACGUGACAAUUCAAAAACUGCGUUGUGGGCAACCACCACCGGGCGUGGAUUUAUAAUUUGCCCACUGUCCACAGCGAAUGCAAUACAGAAAUCAGAUGC